Messenger RNA from Annulohypoxylon maeteangense, 1617 nucleotides. Its product is annotated as tannase and feruloyl esterase. The transcript has 3 exons. The record is from RefSeq and is a predicted model, not a curated record. NCBI's taxonomy places the organism in Eukaryota, Fungi, Ascomycota, Sordariomycetes, Xylariales, Hypoxylaceae. Bases 1 to 1617 code for a protein of 538 amino acids.
AUGCAUCGACUUUCUGCGCUUCCGUUCGUAGUUCUCGCGGCCUCAGCGCCUGUCCUGGCUGCUGAAUGCACGACCGAAGCUUUUGCGACAAUCCUCCAAGAUAACUCGAAUGCCACGAUUAACUUCGUAAAGGCUAUCCCGCAGAAUGGUAGUUUCGGUCAAGGCGCGGUCGACAUCCCCUUCCCCACGAAUGCCACGAAACUACCAGCACUCUGUGCUGUUGGUAUCAAUGUCAGGUCAUCCGAAAACUCGUCGUACAACUUCGGUCUCUUCCUCCCGGACAAGACAUGGAACGGCCGAUUCCUUACCACGGGAAAUGGUGGAUUUGGAGGUGGCAUAAAUUGGCCCGACAUGGGGAUGUUCUCUCAGUACGGGUUCGCUUCGAUGUCGACUGAUACUGGGCAUAAUUCUUCUGCCAUCGAUGGUAGUUGGGGUCUCAAUGCUCCCGAGACCUUGAUCGACUGGGGCUACCGAGCCAUGCACGGGUCAGUUGUGCUUUCUAAGGAAAUCAUUACGGCAUAUUACGCAAGCCCGGAUGGAAUCAAAUAUUCCUACUACGCAGGAUGCUCGACUGGAGGCCGACAAGGUCUCAAAGAAGCUCAGCUGCAUCCCGAUUCCUUUGAUGGAAUCUCUGUUGGAGCUCCAGCUUGGUGGACUGUCCAUCUAGCCGCGAAUACUUUGAGGUUGGGCCUUUCUAACCGUCCGGACACCGACCCUGGACAUAUUGAUCCCUCGAUCUUUAGUGAGAUCGUCGUUCCAGAGAUCACCAAGCAAUGCGAUCCUCAAGAUGGCUUGGUCGAUGGUAUCAUUAACGAGCCGUAUUCGUGCAACUUUAACUACGAAGCACUCUUGUGCACACCGAGCUCGAACCAAACGACGUGCCUCACUCCCGCACAGUUGGAUACCCUAUACAAAUUCUACAACCCGUGGAUAGAUGCCAACCAAACAUACGUGUUUCCUUCAAUGGCACUUGGGACGGACCCGACCUUCUCAUUAGGAGCGGACUUGACGCCUCUUGCCUUUGACUUGUUCAAAUACUGGACUUAUAAUAAUUCCGACUGGGACUACACGAAGUUCACGUAUAGCGACGUUCAAUUCGCGGACACCAUCAACCCUAGUGGCGCCACUGCUGACAAUUUCGACCUCAGCCCAUCAUCGGAGCGCGGAACCAAGAUCCUGAUGUAUCACGGAGCAGCAGACGCCUUGAUCCCCACUGGAAGCAGUGUCUACUUCCACGACCAGGUAGUCCGGACUCUCGUACCUAAGGGCGUUAAAGUCGAGGACUUCUAUCGCUUCUUCUUGAUUCCCGGAAUGAACCACUGCUCUGCAUCGGACAAUGCUCCUUGGUACAUCGCCAGUGCGAGCCAAUCGCUUGAUGGGGCAACACAUUCUGUGCCUGGAUACGAGGAUGCGGACCAUGAUAUCAUCCUGUCCAUGAUGAAAUGGGUAGAAGAAGGAAAGGCCCCAGAUCAGCUCAUUGCGACGAAGUUCGUGAAUGAUACCGCUACACUAGGGGUUGAGAGACAGCGGCCGCUUUGCCCCUAUCCUAAACAAUCGAAAUACCUCGGAGGGGACCCUGAUAGAUCAAGCAGCUGGGCUUGCAGAAGCUUGUACUAG